CCGAGGCACUACAAAAACCCACGUUGUAUGUUUCUCCUGAACGUGCUGGUCCCAGGCGAGGCAGCCCCACCUUCGCACCAAAGACAAUUGACGCACAUUCCGAGAAAAGUGCCGCCAAAGGGAACCCCUAUACUGUAUGUAGUUAUGCCACCGGAAUGGACCAUCUCCAGAGAGAGAGAGAGAGAGAAGGCCGCCUCCGUCCUCUCCCUUCUGGCCUCUACGCGAAUAGUUUGAGCGGCCGCAGCUUCCGGCGCUGCACCGGAAGUGGGAAGUGCUCGGCCAGUCGGGGAUUCCCUCUUGUUGUCCUCCCCUCUUUUCUCCCUUCCUUCCCCUCCACCUCCGGCCUCUCACAGGUACUAAUGCAGAAUCCUCAGUGCCAAGCCUGUGAAAUGCUUCGCUUGAACCAGAGGUAGAAGAGCCUGUAGCAGAUAGCAAGAGAAUUAAUGAAUUUCUCAAAAGAUGGAGACAUUCAGAGACAUGACAGUAGAUGAACUGAAGAAACUGCAAGACAAUGCAGAAGAAAUCGAGCGGUUGGCACUUGAGUCUAAUGAGGUCCAGGACAUACAACUGGAAAGGGAAAUGGCUCUGGCCACAAAUCGGAGCUUGGCAGAACGGAACCUGAAGUUCCAAGAGCCUCUAGAAACAGGACGUGCAAAGCUUUCAGACAGAUAUCAGGAUCUGCAAAAGCUUAUGGAGCGAUGCCAGGAGCAGAAAGCAAAAUUAGAGAAAUUCUCUGCGACUAUGCAGCCUAGCACACUGUUGGAUCUCCUACAAGUAGAAGGGCAGAAGAUUGAAGAAGAAUCUGAGGUCAUGGCUGAAAAGUUCCUGGAGGGUGAUGUGCCUCUGGAGACAUUCCUUGAACAAUUUUCCUCUAUGAGGAAGUUGUCCCAUCUACGGAGAGUAAAAGUGGAGAAGCUUCAGGAGGUGCUGAGGAAAUCGCAGUCUUCACAAGAGCCAGCCAAUAGUAAUGCAUUCAGCCAGCAGCCACCUCCCAGCAUCCCUUCUCAGCCUGCAGUUCAGCAGCUACAGGACCACUCGGCUGGGGGAGCACCCUAUCCUUUACCUUAUGGUCUGUCCCCUUUCAUGCCUCCUGGCCCUUCAGCUCAUGGAGCACUCCAACCAGUUCCUUUUGCACCACCACCUGCUAUGGCAGGAUAUGCUGUAUCUCAACCAAGUUCUCAACCUCCCUUUCCUUACAGUCCACUCUCAGGUCCCAGAUUCCCAUCUAUAUCCACUGGUGGCUCAGUACCACAGUCUCAGGAAGGUGACCCAUCUUCAUCCUCUAGGUACUCUUGGUCUCCAUCCAGAGUACCUCCAGCAGGACCAGGAUUUCCACAGGCCCCUCCCAGGGCUCCAUCAGCAGGCUCAGGGUUCUCCCAGAAUCCAUAUUUUCCACCAGGGGGAAAGCCAUCAUGCCCAUAUCCUACUCAGCCUUCAGUGCCUAGCUUUCCUGUUCCCCCAUAUCCCACAGGCCAAACCCCAUAUCCUCAAGCACCGCCUCUCCCCCCUCGAGGCCCUUCUUGGUCAGGAUAUUAGUUAGGGUUCCGAUACAGUAUUCUUUCACAUGCUGUGUUCUCCUGAGAAAAUGGUUCUUCUUAGCUAAUGAGGUUCGACAUGAAAACUUGAGAAUGUCAUCCUGAGAAAUACAUGUGCAAGUAUUAUACUGAUGGUAUGUCUGGUGUAAUGCUCUAAGAGCCGGAAGGAAUACUGCCCUUGCGAAAUUCAGGUUAUGACAAGUAGGCAUUGACUGUGGGCACUUCUCGAAUGGCCAUCUGUGCUGGCCAAGGAGUCUGCUCAAGCCACAGUAUAAAUACAGAUAAAGGCCCAGACAACUUAGCUGAUGUACACUGGCAUUGUUCCCAUUAAGCUGCUUGAGUCUGGCGCUUCGUGUGUUUGUGUGUGCACGACUGUGUGCGUGCAUGUAGUUAUCUACUUUAGUAUUUCAGAAAAGACACAAAAAGUUCUAUACACCUCUAUGUACACACAUUCUUGACAGAGAUAAAUCAGUCAAGUAACACAGAUUUUACAAUAAUGAAUUUAGAGCUGAUUUUUACUGGGGCUUAGAAACUACUAGAAAGUGAAUUGAAGGCAUGGCUUUCUGUUGGACAUGUUUCAGAUGUGUUAUGUAGGUAAAACAACAGAGAAACAAGCUUGCAUCACUUCCACCUAUUUCAGUCAAGUGCUUGUACUAGACCUUUAUACAUAGAGUAGGGAUAGGGAACCUUUGUUGACGUGAUGGCCACAUUGCCUCGUGGGGAUUUUUCCCAUGCUAGCAGGUCAUGUGCUAAGUGGACUGGGAUCAGAACCACAACAUUCUUUCCCUCACUCCCUAUCCAUUUAAACCAAUUUUAAAUGCUGGUGAGAGAGCAAAAAGGGAGAGCCAGCAGGCUAUAGGAUCCUAACACCUGCCACAGAAGUUAGCUAUCUGACCCAUUCCUUCUGUCUAGCAUAUGCACCAUUUCCAGCCUUGUCAUGUCUCUUCCUCUGAGCAGUCAUGCUGAGGGUACAUGGUAGAUAAGUUGGCUAAGUGAAAAGUAUUAACUAGAGGGUUUCUUGCAGUGCUUGGAGGCAGGAUUGUCCAACAGUUGCAGUUCCGCAGGGUUGACUUACAGGAAAUCCAGUCACUAUGCAGUUUUAUACAUGGGAGUGGCGGUGCUAACAGGUUGCUAAUGUCAACCCAUUUCAGUUGAUAAGCUGUGUUUCAUCAAGACAUCUGUGGAUGCCAAUGUAUCCGGCUCCCUCCCCUGCAGUGGCCUCUGAGUGUAACAGAGCACUUAGAUAAUGAGGGCCUGUGCCUCCCACUUUAGCCAUUGUCAGGUGACAAGAAGAAAUGUUGGUUACCAUUCUAAAAAACAGAGGGGGCCUAAUGGAAAUCAAAAUGGCUUUGUUAAGCACUUUAUUCUCUUGCUUGCCCCUAAUUUAUUUAUUAAAAAACAAGACUACUAACAGAUAUGACCAGGUUGAAUGCUUUUGGAAUUUGAUGGAAACAAAAUCAUAUCAGUAAUAAAAAUUUGAUGACUUGCA
Messenger RNA from Pogona vitticeps (central bearded dragon), 3024 nucleotides. RefSeq names its product VPS37C subunit of ESCRT-I (gene VPS37C). The record is from RefSeq and is a predicted model, not a curated record. Gene Ontology annotation, biological process: protein targeting to membrane; protein targeting to vacuole; ubiquitin-dependent protein catabolic process via the multivesicular body sorting pathway. Gene Ontology annotation, cellular component: ESCRT I complex. Lineage: Eukaryota; Metazoa; Chordata; Lepidosauria; Squamata; Agamidae.